AUGGCAAGAUUUCUUUCGAACGGGCGGUUUGUGGCUGAGUUAAAUCGUACUUUUAUUGUGAUGAUUCCCAAGCGUUCGAAUGCAGCUAUGUUUGAUGACUACAGGCCGAUCAGUCUGUGCAAUACUACUUAUAAGAUUAUAUCUAAGCUCCUCUCGAAUAGGAUUCGCAAGGUGUUGCAAAAUCUGAUUUCGCCUAAUCAAUCCGCGUUCGUCAAAGGGAGAUGGAUAGCCGAAAAUUCCAUUAUAGCCCAUGAGUUCCAAGUGUUGCUCAAUGGGGGGCUUACCAAAUCUUUCGCUCCAAGAAGAGGGAUUCGGCAAGGCGAUCCUUUGUCUCCCUAUAUCUUCAUCUUGUGCUCGGAAGUGCUUUCUAGAUUAUUGUUUGCCAGAGAAGAGUCCGGGAGUUUGGAGGGGGUGAAAGUCUCGCGCCAUGGUCCAGCUAUCUCUCAUUUGAUUUGCCAACUCCUUCGCUCGGAGAUUGUUAAUUCCUUCGGUUUCAAAGAGAUGAAUGAAGAUGAGCAGUUCUUGGGCAAUCCUCUUUUUAUUCAUGGUAAUUGUGUGAGUAAAUUCAAGAAUGUCGUGGAUAAGGUUGCAAGUCGGCUUGAAGGUUGGAAAGCUAAGCUCUUGUCGCAAUCGGCUAGAUCGGUUCUGAUUCAAAACGUUCUUCAGACGGUCCCUUUGUAUUCCAUGGCGGUGUUUAAACUUCCAGUGGCCAUUCAUAACGAGCUUGACGGCAUCUCUAGACGUUUCUGGUGGACUAGAGACACUGGGAAGAGUCGUUACUUGUCUCUAGUUUCUUGGGAUAGUAUUUGCAAACCCAAGGCUUGUGGGGGUCUCGGAUUCAGAAAGUCUGGCCACAAUAAUAUUUGUCUUCUGGCCAAAUUGGCGUGGAUGCUUGCUAAGGAAGGUGAUGCCCUAUGGAUAAAGGUUUUAAAAGGGAAGUACUUCCCUCAGACGUCCUUUCUUGCAGCUGGUAAGAAACAAAAUUCCUCCCUUGUGGCUAGGGGAAUAUGGGAUGCUAAACAGUUAAUUAAGGAUCAUGCCGCUUGGAGGGUUAGUUUUAACUCUUCUAGAAAUCUGUGGGAUUGUGAUUGGGUGGUCUUUGAUGGUUUGAGGAUUGGUCAGGGAGAUUUAAACCCCCUAGAAUCGAAGAGUUUGUUUAUCUCUGAUCUUGUUGAUCGGGCUAAUGGGGCUUGGGACUUGAAUUCGCUGUCGUUGUCCUUCUCUCCAAAGACUGUGGUGAAUUUCCAAUUGAUUUAUCCUUCUGAUCUCGCCUCCCAGGACUCCCUGGUGUGGACUGCAUCUCCAAGUGGUGAGUUCUCUCUGAAAUCGGCCUAUUGGGCUCUCAAGGUGUUGGCGGCUAUUUUUGGCAAUGAGUUGGGCCCGUGCUGUUUGUGUGAUUCCCCGGAUGCUAAUUCUACUGCCCAUCUUUUUGGGGAUUGUGAUGUGGUCAAGAAACUCUGGUUUCUCUCUAAGUGGGGAAUUAGAAUUGAGGCCUUUGAUUUGAGCGAUGGAAGGAAAGUGCUUCAUUGGAUGUUCAACGCUCCGUUCAUCAAGGAUUUAGAGGCUCGGGCGGUUACUGAGUUUAGAUUAUUUGCUGCUGUGUUGUUCUGUAAAGCUUGGUUCUUUCGCAACCAAGCUUUCCAUAAUGGUGGGUCUAUGCCAGUGGAGUUGAUGUCCAAACUUGUGGGCAGGGAAUUCGACUCCCAGUGGAGUCUUCUUUCGAGCAAUACGGAUGCCUUUCCUUCGCACCAGGUUACUAUAUGCAGUUAA
Messenger RNA from Cannabis sativa, 1770 nucleotides. RefSeq lists its product as uncharacterized. Lineage: Eukaryota; Viridiplantae; Streptophyta; Magnoliopsida; Rosales; Cannabaceae. Bases 1 to 1770 code for a protein of 589 amino acids. The record is from RefSeq and is a predicted model, not a curated record. The transcript is spliced from 5 exons.